UGGCUCCGGGAGUUUCAGGUGUUGAAACUGUUUGUGUUGGCACGUUUACCUACAAACGUUUGUACGGAAACACCACGUAACGUCUAGCUAGUCAGUUGUUAGCUAGCGCUGCUCCAGCCGUUGCCAGGGGGUUGAGUGUUUUAGUUGAGAGUUGUGCAACACGAGACGUCAGCUGGAGGCCCGUGGGAUGAAUAUGGAAUGCAGCGAUCGCCGACCCGUAGUCCGCGGGGAGUUGUAAGCCGUAGCUGGGGGAGUGGAUCGCCACUGGAAAGGCUACCGGCUUGACGGGUUCCGACACGCAUGCCCGGCCUUUUCUAGUGCUUCGACGCUCCACUAGACACGUCGAAAAAGAGCGCGUUGUGCGUUCGCUGUGGUUUUUGAAGGAGCUGAGUUUGCUCUAAUCUCGCUAAGAGGCAAAGUGUGCGCAAGCCCUCCAAGUCAGCGGCAGAGCCGCGUGCUGUUGUCUAAACUGAGAAUUAGUCCCAAUUUUCAUUUCUCCAAAAGACCCAGAGUGAGUAAGACCCGCUGAAUGACUGGAGGAUCUGGGUCUGGUUCUGGUUCUUACACCAGCUCUGAAACCAGCUCUGAAACCAGCUCUGAAACCAGCUCUGACACCAGCUCCUAUUCGUGUCACACAGUGUUCCCUACUCCUACCAACACCGUGCUAGUGAACAUGGAUGAUAGAGAAGGAGAGACUGCCCUGGUGACCGCUAGUCUCGCCAUGGCCGUCAUGGCCCUCCUGUUUGCUCUGGUAGUGACGGUCAUCGUUGCCGUCAUGCUCUACUUCAUCGUCAAACUGAGGAAGGAAGUAAAGAGUCUUCGCUACUCUGGAGGCAGAGGAGGUGCAGUGGCAAAGGCAGAGAACGGAUCGUCUCACCUGGUGGCUGUCAACAUACUCAGUGAUUCCCUACCCAACACGGACACAGGGGACGAGAGUUUGGACCGAAAACCCACACCCCUCCCCCCUCCCGUACAAACAGUGACCACACCGGACCAAACGAUACUGAAACCACCACCGGGAGACCAAAACCAGGAGGACCACACCGCACCGGCUAGAGUCAACUCCCCAAGAGAUGCAUACGACAAUAUCAACCUGAAGACCAGCAUUCUGCCGCCAGAGUUGAGGACGGAGGAAAACCUAGAGGGACGACUGCUGGACCUGGCCGAGGUGCGGCUGCUAGAGGAGGCCGAGCGGAGGAAGGAAGAGAGCUACGAGGAUAUAGAGAUGAGUUUGAGGAGAAAGGAAGAGGCUGUGCAGCCGUGAGGGAUAUGGCCGUCGACCUCGCUAGGAGAAAGGGGGAGGGGUUGGAUGACCUGUACACGAACCCAGCCGAUGCCAUUGCGGAUGAGAAAGAAGAGGAGGCGGUGAAGACAGCGGCAAAGACAGCGUCGUUUAGGAAGAAGAGAAAAAGGGGGAAGGAUUCGUCAGAGGGUGAGAGUGUUUCGACCACGGAGUACGAGCCUGAACUGUAUACCAGUGUGUUUGAUCAUCUGCCGAGUGGAGAAAGAGAGGUGGUGGCUCAUCCUCAGACCAAGACAGGCGGUAGAGGGAGGAGCAAGAGUCCCAGCCCCAGCCCUCACGGUGGGAGGAAAAACCUUGGAGUUGGAGUGGAGGAGGAGGAGAAGGAGGGGGGAAGAGGGAUUUCUGUGGCUACGAGGACAUAGAAGACGACGCGUUUGCACGCUCCGCUCCCGCCACGGAAUCCCCUCUUCUCCAGGGAGGUGGAGAGCUGGAUGACCCCGUGACCCCUCGCAGGGAGGGAAACGGGAAGACGGAGCUGGCGAAGAGAUACUCGCACCCGGCGGACCCUCCCGUCGCGACCGCGAGGCAGCGAAGGAGAUGGUGGAAGUGAACCCCCGCUCCAGGAAACCUGUGACCCUCUCCAGCGGCCGCAGGAAGGGGAAGCUGCAGCGAGACACCGAGGAGGCGGUGGACGGGGAGAGAACAAUGAUGUGACGAUAUCUAAAUCGGCCGGGUCCAGCCCAAAUAAGGCAAAGGAAUUCACCAUUCAGUCCGAGGGUGGAGAUGGACCCCAGGACUCGUAUGCCAUGGUGGACGUGUCGGGCAAGAUUCGUUAUCGUGCCGAGAGUGACUCCAUGAAGAGAGAAGGGAGUGGGGUACCAAAACACUACACCACGAAGCAAUGUCCUCCGGAGGAGACGGAUGACCCCACCCCAGUGAUUGUGAACACCUGACCUCCACAAUACAACUAGCUGCCAAUGUGUGAUUACACUACACGUCUAUUAUUAUUGCCCCUUCGGUUGAGUUCUCCCCAAACCGUCAUUUUAUACCCAUAUUACCUCGAGGAUCCGAGGCCUCACUCUGAUUAGGUGGAAUUUUAUCAUGAUUGUUUUCAUAUUCCUUCAUUCCUGUGUCAGUCUCUAUUUUUGUGUUUUGCUGUUUCUCAGUUUAUUUACUCCAUAUUCCAUAUGCUUUUUUUAUCAGAGCUGCAGUUAUUUCACUUUUACGUGUUUACGUGUUAUUUGUGAUCAUAGCCACAGUUUCCGUGGCUGAGUGAUAAUAUGCUAUAUAUUAGUGUGAGUCAUUAUUGAGAUUUUCAUCAACUGGUC
Messenger RNA from Geodia barretti, 2571 nucleotides. NCBI's taxonomy places the organism in Eukaryota, Metazoa, Porifera, Demospongiae, Tetractinellida, Geodiidae. The record is from the annotation of a GenBank genome assembly.